This is a messenger RNA of Trichophyton rubrum CBS 118892, 1062 nucleotides long. RefSeq lists its product as uncharacterized. The transcript has 5 exons. The coding region runs from base 1 to 1062 and encodes 353 amino acids. The record is from RefSeq and is a predicted model, not a curated record. Lineage: Eukaryota; Fungi; Ascomycota; Eurotiomycetes; Onygenales; Arthrodermataceae.
AUGCUCCGGCCACUUCCUGCGCUGCUCCCAAAAGCCGUUCCUCUGCACUCCUCGCACCCCCAGCACCCCCAGCACCCGUUGCCGCCCAAGCCCCAGUUUUCUCCCCUCUCUGAAUCUACAUCCACAGAUGAACGGGCCCAGCAGUCCGUAAAGAAGCGAAUAGAUCUUGGAUGCCCGUUCAGCGAUAUCAAGUUCCUUGAUUUAACAGGGCUCCAGGACUCCGAGAUUGAAGCUUGUAACGAUCCCGCGUGCGUGGUCGAAGACGAUGCAUCUAAGCAGGCUCCUCGCUCAGUGCCCCAGCUAUCUCUAAAGCAUUUCUCAGACACCGAAUAUGCACAAUCCAAGUUUGACGGAAACACAAAGAUUCUAGAGACUGUCGAAAUUCCAAAAUCCCCCACUCUGAAGUGUUCGCCCGUGGUGCCUGCGACUAGAGACGGGAUUAAAUCAACGUUCCCCUUGCGCUCGAAGUCGCCGGCAGACGUGACGCCCGGGGGCGCUUUAGCGCCUAUCCUGAUCGACUCAGAUGACGACAAAACCGAUGUUGAAGGCCCGCAGGGCACCGCAGGCCAUGCGCGCACUGAGCCACUGCCCGAUUGCGAUGCUACGGAGACUCGUGCAGCUCCCCGCGACGAGGAUGAGGGGAGUCAGCAGAUAAAGGGAGAGCCAUCACCGUCACCGUCGCCAUCAUCACCUCGGCCGCUGCGCGUGGUGGCAGUGGAGGUUCCCGUCCGCCGUGUCACCCCGCACGUCCCUUCCAGCCAGUGUCCAUCGGCCCCCAUCGCUCGGGAGGCAGACGAUAACGAGGGUGACGGCGACAGUGGCUAUGUAGACAGCGAGGGCGAGGACGAUGCUGCGGCAACAUCAAAGCGGCGGAAGGUCGCCAUACCCCCGCCGUCCGCCCGUCGCGCACCCUCGAGCCCGUCCUCCCUGCCGGCGGACGCCAUUAUGUCCCUGACGCUUGGACGUGGUGGACACGUCGACGCUGGGGUCCAAUAUCAUCUCCGCCGUGGUGGCCCACUUGAUGGGGAGCCCAGCGGUGACCGGCAGUAUAGCUACCGAUAG